AUGGCGGAGGUGGCGGCGCAGCGCGCCGUCGCCGCCGGCGUCCCAGCGGGGGGCGGCGAGGAGGCGGACCUGGCGGCAUCGGCGGCAAUGCGGGGGCGCGGGGAGGUGGACACGUCGUCGCCGUUCCAGUCCGUGCGCCAGGCCGUCGACCUGUUCGGCGGCGGGGCCGCCGCCGUCGCCCAGUGGCGGCACCCGCAGGCGCCGCCGCCCGUCCAGCUCCGCCCGGAGGAAGAAGAACUUAUGAAAGUUGAGGAACAAACAGUGAAGCUGGAGAUGGAACUUUUUGUUAAGGAAAAGGAAACAUUUAAGGUCUUGAAAGAAUUGCAGGAAACAAAGCAGGUUAUUGAUGGCUUGAACGUACAAAUAGAGAAGGUAGUAACUGAGACCAAAAAUGCUUCGAAAGGUCAUGCUGAUAUGGGGAAGGUACAUCCACUUCCUGCUAUCGAGCAAAAAUCCAGUAGCCACACCGAGCCACCAAUCCAGAGUGCAAAAGGUAAACAGUCCCCACUAACCACAUUGAUCAAGCUGAAUCAGGCAAAAGCAUUCCUUAACACGGAUACUGUCAACAUAUUAAAGAGCGAAAUAGAGAAGGAGAAAGCAUCACUUGAGAAAACCCGUGAAAGGUUACAGUUGAACCUAGGGAAGGCUUCAUCAUUAGAAGCAGAUUUGACCAAAAUGGUUACACAGCUGCAAGCAGCAAAAGCUCCACAGCCUGUCCUUGAGCCUUCUGAAAUCUGGUUGCAGAUGAAGCACUUGAAUUCUGAGAAAGCGAAGCAUAGGAAGGUGUCAGAGGAUUUGAAGAACGAGAUUUAUGAAUUAACAGCUGCAAUCGAGCACACAAGGUCUAAGACAAAGACCCUGCAGUUCAGGAUCGUCAUGGCCGAGAAAUUGAAGGAAGCUUCGCAACGUGGAGAAGCUAUUGCUCUUGCAGAGAUGAAAAACCUGAGCAACGGGCAGGACCCGAACGCUACUACUUCCGAUGUCACGCUCUCCGCUGAGGAGCACUCAAUGUUUGUGCUCAAAGCACAAGAAGCGGACGGCGCGGCUAGGAAGAGAAUCGACGCAGCUAUGCAAGAGCUAGAUCAGGCAAACCAGUGUAAGCUGGAACUCUUGGAAAGAGUCGAGGAAGCAAGGUCAGCUGUUGAGACGAGCCGGAAGGCUCUGGAGGAGGCCCAGAAGAGGGAAGAAUCUGCAAACAAGGCAAAGGUAGCAGCUGAAGAGACGCUCCGGAAACUGCGGUCGGAUCAAAUAAUCCAGAACUGGCGCCCGAUCAACAACAACUCCACAAAAUUCAAGAACACGGCGGUGACGCCCCGGCGCGCGGGCUCCGGGAUAUACGACGUGAACGGCCUGAGCCUGGUGACCGCCGGACCGAAGAGCAUGAGGACGGUGUCCAUCGGAGAGAUCCUGAGCAUGAAGCUGGACCGCGAGCUUGAGGCCGCGAAGGCCACGAACGCGAGGAAGAAGGUCUCGCUGGGGCAGAUCCUGAGCCAGAAGUACGAGGUGUUCUCCCCGCUGAGGAUCGACCACGACGGCGCGUCCCGCAAGCAGUUCCAGCCCAGGCGGAAGAGGAUGGGCUUCGUCGUGUACGCGCUGCUCCUCGCGAAGAAGAGGCACAGGAAGAGGCAGGCUGCCGCCUGCACUCAUGGCGGCUUCAGCUAGUUUUGUUCGUCAGUACUCAGUAGCACCCUAGUAGUUUACAUACUUUUAAGAGCUCGGAAUAAUUGUCGCCUGUGUAAUUAGCUAGAUGUAUGAACAAAGUUGGUAUUUUUAGCAGCUGCGCCCUGUUCCGGCCGCAACUCCAGUGUAAAAUGUUUCAUAGUGUUAUAGGAGAGUACAAGUACAUUGCAUACCUGUGGUGUGUUUUAGAACUGCGAGCAGAUUUGCCGCCAUGUCGGCUCAAUCCCAACUAAAGAUGGUAACGGAUAAAA
This is a messenger RNA of Panicum hallii, 1931 nucleotides long. RefSeq names its product WEB family protein At2g38370-like. The record is from RefSeq and is a predicted model, not a curated record. The coding region runs from base 1 to 1662 and encodes 553 amino acids. Lineage: Eukaryota; Viridiplantae; Streptophyta; Magnoliopsida; Poales; Poaceae. The transcript has 2 exons.